GCUGUUUGGAGCCAGCUUGAAUUGCCGCUGGGACAGCAAUCCGCGGGCAAAUCUAAGCGCGAUGGUAAAUCUAAGACGGACACGGAAGAACCGGCAGUGAAGGAUGAGAGUUCCAACGUCGCAGGUUCCAACCAAAGAAAGUCAUCGGAAGCUGGUCCAGAAGGAAUCCGCUGGGGUUAAGAAGGAGAAGGCUGAGAUAAAGAGAGUCGGAGAUGCUGAACGAGCUGCUGGACAGUCCGAGCGGAUGAUUCAGAAGAUGGAGGGUGAGAUCGUAGAUCAAUCGGAUGUCGCCGGAAGUCGAUGGCGCGGAUGUGCCGUUGAGCCCGGAGUAGUUGGAAGCACAGGAAGCAUUCGACAGGGCAAUGGUGGUUCUCAAUCGUACUCAAGUGGACAAGCUCCAGGGGCACAAACAGAUGAUGGAAGCGGACAUAUGGGCCACCCGGUGGCACGGAGUCCUGGGCCAAAGUUGGGGCGCCGAAUAGUUGCGAAACAGGGCUGGAUUUCUACCAAAAGGUGGCGAAUCAAGUGACGUUUUCCGGCGGAGCAGACGAUGAAGAUGAGUCCGACUUGAAGAAUCUGGAAAGGAUUGGUCCGAUCUGAAACAGGAGGCUGCGAGGAGGAUCGCAACCGCGACAAGGAUGAUUACGUGGGCGGCCGGACAUCGUCAAAGAAACGGUUCCAUUAUAGGUAAGUAACAUAUCGACACUGAUUUUUCAUAAGGGCCAAUGUCGCAAUAUUAUGAUGUAAAUUCACCUGGCUGAUGUUGGUUGCAAACAAUCCUCUUGGGGGAGAAUAGGGAUGUCAUCUACGUAGAUGUACGUGUGUAAGGGUCGAUUUUUUCACUCCCGCUUAAGCGUCAACCUGGCUUAACUAUAUGGGUAAGCCUGGCUUACCGGAGGUAAAGAAAUCUACACUAGAUUGCUAUAUGCUAGAUUCUUUUCGCUUGCUAACACUGCAUAAUAAUUAUUUAUUGAACGCAUGCCGUUUUCAAACGAGAUCGAUAAUGGGCUUAGUAUUUGUAUUUAUAUAUUUAUUCGUAACGGUAACCUAUUAGUAUAAUACUUUUUCUUAGGUCAAGGAACUUAAACUUGGUUGAAUUGUUUUGCUUCUAUCACAUUGUUUUAUGUGUUUGUGUUGUUUUCGUCUCUGAAAAGAUUUUUUUUUGUCCAACGUUUCGGUCAUUGUGAGGACUUCUUCAGGAACUCAUUUACUGUUACACCUAAAUUUUCAAUUCAAAGAUCUUAAAUCGAACCCUCUAUCUCUCUUACCAAGUUCGGUCAAGAGCAGCAGCCGCGACAAGCACAGCAAGGAUAAGCACCCCAGCAGCGACAGGAAGCAGUAAGCAUUACAGCAGCAACCACAGCGACAAACACAAGAGCAGUAGCAGCUGCAGUAGUAAUAAAACGAUCGUGCGACGAAAGCAGGGACAACUCGCACCAUCACAAGAGCAAAAAGUCCAAGAAAUAAAAUGAGGGAAGUGACGCAUGACAUUACUUCCGGUCGCAGAUCCGUUCCUGAAGGAUGACAAUCGCUCAGCAGUAGUAGCAGGAGCGGUCAUCGUCUAUUAUAAUUCUGUUCCAAUCCCCUACGUUUAUUACAAAACAACCGUCAUACCUCUGAAUCGUAACAUGUAUGUGCAUUAUGUUUAAGUAUUCAAUAAAAACAAUUGUUGGUGUAUGGAGGGGGGUGGGGGCAGGUGUUCAGCGGGUGGUUUCGCUGGAAACUGCAAAACAUCCGAAUAAACCCAAGCGAAUUAUACUUUUGGA
This is a messenger RNA of Aedes albopictus (Asian tiger mosquito), 1766 nucleotides long. RefSeq lists its product as uncharacterized. The transcript is spliced from 2 exons. Bases 104 to 529 code for a protein of 141 amino acids. The record is from RefSeq and is a predicted model, not a curated record. Lineage: Eukaryota; Metazoa; Arthropoda; Insecta; Diptera; Culicidae.